Messenger RNA from Nerophis ophidion (straightnose pipefish), 4511 nucleotides. RefSeq names its product transmembrane protein 63Ba (gene tmem63ba). Gene Ontology annotation, molecular function: nucleic acid binding; calcium-activated cation channel activity. The record is from RefSeq and is a predicted model, not a curated record. NCBI's taxonomy places the organism in Eukaryota, Metazoa, Chordata, Actinopteri, Syngnathiformes, Syngnathidae. The transcript has 24 exons. Gene Ontology annotation, cellular component: plasma membrane. Bases 385 to 2898 code for a protein of 837 amino acids.
GCGCCGCCGCCCGCUGGACUGCUGCUGAGCUGCUCGGCCUGGAGGAGACUCAGGAGAGAGAGAGUUGUCCGACCGGCUGUCAGACACAACGCUGACAAGUGUGACAUUGUCAAUAGCUUCAUGUUGGACCCUUUCUUCAACUUUAUUUAACUAUUUCAUCCGUCCGACCAGAAUGGGAGUUUUUCUUGUUGUUUUUUUCCCCCUUACUUUGUAUUUUUAAACACUAAUUCGAUGUAGUUCGUCGGUCUCCACCUGUCUUAUGCUACACCCAGCAGCUAAUAGCUAGCGUCAACGUUAUGGUUGAUUGCUGGCGUUGACAAAGUUGACAGUUUUCGCCACAACUUACCUACUUUUUGGAAGGUCAUCAGCAUGUUGCAGUGAGCGAUGAAAUUGAUGAUAUUAGGGAUGGCCAUCUUGGGGGCGCAGGCCUGCUCGGACUCGCAGAGCUGCGCGACAACGAUGGCACCCAAUUCUACCUCCAAAGAGUACUGUUACUCUGCAAGAAUUCGCAGCACAGUGCUGCAGGGCUUACCUUUUGGUGGUGUACCGACUGUUCUUGCCCUUGAUUUUAUGUGUUUUUUGGUGCUGCUAUUUGUGUUCUCCAUCUUGCGAAAAGUAGCAUGGGACUACGGACGCCUCGCUCUGGUGACCGACGCUGACAGGAGAAUGGAUCAGCGUUACAGUCGUCUGGAUGAACGGGAAUAUGUGUCUGCUGCAAUGACAACAGAGACACCUGAACGCUAUGAGCGCCUCACAUCAGUUUCCAGCUCAGUGGACAUGGAUCAAAGAGACACAGGCUUCUGCUCCUGGCUUACUGCCAUCUUCCGCAUCAAAGACGACGAGAUAAGGGAAAAAUGUGGCGAGGAUGCAGUACAUUAUUUGUCCUUCCAGCGGCACAUCAUCGGCCUACUCGUAGUGGUGGGCGUCCUCUCAGUGGGUAUCGUUUUACCUGUAAACUUCUCUGGAAAUCUACUUGAGAAUACUGCAUAUAGUUUUGGGAGAACUACAAUAGGGAAUCUGGAUGCAAAUGAUCCACUUUUGUGGCUCCACACCAUAUUUGCAUUCUUCUACCUGUUACUGACAGUAUACAGCAUGAGACGACACACUUCCAAGAUGCAUUAUCGAGAAGAUGAUCUGGUAAAACGGACUCUAUUUGUUAAUGGAAUCUCCAAAUAUGCAGAGGAAACAGACAUAAAGCAACACUUUGAGCAGGCAUAUGAAAACUGUACCGUGCUGGAAGCCCGUAUCUGUUACAAUGUGGCAAGGCUGAUGUAUCUCAACUCAGAAAGGAAGAAGGCAGAGCGCAGCAAGAAAUUCUUCCUUGAUCUGCAGGCUAAAGAGCACAUCACCACCAUGAUAAACCCAAAGCCGUGUGGACAUCUUUGCUGUUGCAUCAUCAAAGGUUGCGAACAGGAAGAAGCAGUGAGUUAUUAUACCAAGCUGGAAGCCCAAUUGAAAGAUGGCUACAGGAAGGAAAGAGAGAAGGUCAACAGGAAACCCUUGGGAAUGGCAUUUGUCACCUUUCAAAACGAGUCCAUAACUGCUAUUAUCUUGAAGGACUUUAAUGCUUGCAAAUUUCAAGGCUGCCACUGUCGCAGAGAACCUCAAAGCUCUGCUUUCAGUGAGAAACUGCAGACACACAAUUGGACUAUAAACUACGCCCCUGAUCCACACAAUGUUUACUGGGAGCAUCUGUCUUUGGGAGGAUUCUCGUGGUGGAUCCGCUGCUUGAUCAUCAACUGUGUCCUCUUCUUGCUCCUCUUCUUCCUCACCACCCCAGCCAUCAUUAUCUCAACCAUGGACAAGUUUAAUGUCACCAAACCAGUGGAGUACCUAAACAACCCAAUUAUUACUCAGUUUUUCCCCACACUCCUACUGUGGUCUUUCUCUGCCUUACUUCCGACAAUUGUUUACUACUCUGCCUUCUUUGAAGCCCACUGGACCCGGUCUGGAGAGAAUAGAACCACUAUGCAUAAAUGCUACACUUUCCUGAUAUUCAUGGUCCUUCUACUGCCAUCCCUUGGUUUAAGCAGUUUGGAUCUUUUCUUUCGAUGGCUUUUUGACAAAAGAUUCUUGGCAGAUGCUACAGUGAGAUUUGAGUGUGUCUUCCUUCCUGACAAUGGAGCCUUCUUUGUGAACUAUGUCAUUGCAUCUGCAUUUAUUGGAAAUGCCAUGGACCUGCUCAGGAUCCCUGGUCUGCUUAUGUACAUGAUUCGUCUUUGCCUGGCUAGAUCUGCAGCUGAACGUAGGAAUGUCAAGAGGCAUCAAGCGUACGAGUUCCAGUUUGGUUCGGCUUAUGCUUGGAUGAUGUGUGUCUUCACAGUGGUUAUGACCUACAGCAUCACCUGCCCCAUCAUUGUCCCCUUUGGGCUGAUGUACAUGCUUCUCAAACACCUAGCAGACAGGUACAACAUGUACUAUGCCUACCUACCUUCUAAACUGGACAAAAAAAUCCAUUCUGGAGCGGUCAACCAAGUGGUGGCUGCUCCAAUUCUUUGCCUUUUCUGGCUACUUUUCUUCUCCACGAUGCGUUCUGGUUUUACAGCUGCAAUCCCCAUGUUCACCUUCGUAGUUUUAGUCAUCACAAUUAUUGUCUGUCUUUCUCAUGUCUGUUUUGGACAUUUCAAAUAUCUCAGCGCUCACAACUAUAAGAUUGACACAGAAGAAUUGGAGGAGACUGAGAAUGGUCAGGCAGAGUGCACAACUGACACAAACAAAGCAGCAAUGUACAUUGCUCUGGUUCUGCAAGAUCGAAAUUUAGAAGCCGGAUCAGGCAGCGGCGAGGACGACGGUCAAGGCUCGUCACAGGACGAGGAAAUAAUUAACGUGGAGAAUGGUCUGAACGAGGACUUCCAGUCUGGAGAAGACAGCCUCAUUGAUAAUGAAGUGCGACACUGACAGACCGAAGAUUAACUUGACGGGAUUGCACUCAAUUAAUGAACUAAACAGGAAAUUGGAACCACCUAGUCCACCAAAGCAUCCCAACCUUGGUGGAGGGACUCCAUAAACUAACAGUCGUGCAUAGUCUACUAAUGAUGACAUGGAUUCUUACAUUUACAGUACUUCACCAGGUCCCUUCAAAGACUACUACUUGCACAAGCAAUGCAUGUCCUGCAAAGUCCUUCAGAUCAGCACAGUGGAAAGACACAAAUGCUUAACGGAGUCUUUUGGCAUCUCCUGGAAGGGAAGUGCUGCUCUGCUGGUUGUCUCAACAUUCUUGCACUUGAAAAGAGAUGACUAGUCUAGUAAGGCGCCGUCACACGGCAUGCUUUCACGUUGAAAAGACGAGAUGAUGUUCCACAAAUGCUCUGCCGCCGUCCCUAAAUGUGGCUUUCAAAGACGAUGUAGUGUUCCCAACAGCCUCAUUGAGUCAUUUAAAGAAGAAACCUCUCUACAGAGCACUAUUUCUUCUCGCACAUUGUCAACAAAUAGUCUCGUAGGGCAUUUAUUAGAACACAUAAAUGUAGCGUAGAAGAUGACCAGAUAUGUUAGCACACUACGUUUACUAGAACAUGCAGCCAGUCGGGACUGCUGUUGAACUGCUGCUACUACAAGAGGACUUUGAGUUGAUUUGGACGUGGAGGGUUGCUACUCUGUUAGGAUACUCACUGUCAUUGUUUUUUUUUUCUUCCUAUAUGUUUACAUCUUAUGCACAGAUUCCGGCAUUUGCAUUAAUUUCAAGUGAGAAUGUCUUGCCAUUCUGGUUAACUUUUGUAUAGGCACUUGAUCAUGUAGAUAUUAUCAUAAGUUGUUGGCAGCAAUGUUACAGCCUCCCAAAGCUGAUUUAUUAAUUAUCCAUCUCCAAUCAUGUCUUAUCUGUGAUAAAACGUGAGGCAGAUAACGCAAAAAAGUCUGAUGCAUUGGACAUCAAAAUACGUUCAGCUCAACUAAGUAACAAACACACUAUAGCACACACAAAAUUGUGGCCUUUUCUAUGUACCCAUGUUAUAACAUCGUGGAGACGACACUGUGAGUCCACCAUUGUUGUAGUUGUUGAUAAAGCCAGUGCUUCAGGCCACUACAUUCACAAAGAGAGACUGCACACAAACCAUAUUGAUGAAUAUAGACUGACCGGCCGGACUGUGAUCACGAGUCACAUUAUUUUGGUCCUUAGAACAAAAUUGUCUGGUGUUCUCAUAUGAUUCGUAAUAAGACCUUUGUUGUUGUCAUACCUCAACGUUUGUAUACCUCCAACAUGUCUUGAAGUCUCUAAACGUGUCCUGGUGGGUAGUGGGAGGGAUACUUUGAAAACACUAUUUCUUUAACGUUGAAUGUCGCUGACCUCUGCAACUUUUGAUGAAAAUUUAGCAACCAUGAGCUACAGUAUGUGCUAUUUUGUAAAAUAAUUGAACUGACAAAUGUUUAUCUACUGUGUGUCAGUCUCUUAGCUUUAGCCAUAUUUUAUUAUUUUACACUUGACUUGUAAUAACUCCUUCACAUUUGUGAAUCAUGUUCCCUUUCCAAAUCUUAACUACAUCUGUGGGCUCACUGGAAAUAAAACUAUAUGUGUA